Condylostylus longicornis is the source of this 2104-nucleotide messenger RNA. RefSeq names its product ovoinhibitor-like. The transcript is spliced from 3 exons. The record is from RefSeq and is a predicted model, not a curated record. Bases 109 to 1959 code for a protein of 616 amino acids. Gene Ontology annotation, molecular function: protein binding. Gene Ontology annotation, biological process: multicellular organism development; cell differentiation. Lineage: Eukaryota; Metazoa; Arthropoda; Insecta; Diptera; Dolichopodidae.
CACCAUAGUUGUGACAAAUGUGUCAAGUUCACACAUCCCAGUGAAAAACAAAAUCAGUAGCAGUUUUGCUUUGAAAGAAAAUCCCUUGUGUUUGACUAAUCAAUCAACAUGUAUUCAGGCAAAUCUUUAGUCGCUGUAGCUAUUUUGUUAGCUUUCGGUACUUUCACAGUUUCGGCUCGUGAUUGUCCAAAAGCAUGCACACUUGAAUUUAAUCAAGUUUGUGCCACAAAUGGUAAGGAAUAUCGUUUAUUCGAUAAUCCGUGUAUGAUGGAUGUUUUCAACUGUGAACAUGAGUUCUUAUGGACUCAAACAAAAUCUUUAGCUCCAUGCUUAGAUGACACACGUGCCGUCUCUGCAGAUAUUGAUGACUGUGUUAGACCAUGCACAAUGGAAUAUAAUCCAAUUUGUGCCUUUGAUGGUAAACAUUACCGUUUCUUCAGUAACAUCUGUGAUAUGCAUAACGCUGAAUGUGGAACCGAUAAACAUUUUGUUGAAGCAAGUCUUUUCAACUGUGUGCCACACCCAGCUGCUUUCAAAAACUGUGAAAAGCCAUGCACUAGAGAAUACAAUCCAGUUUGUGGAACUAAUGGUGAAGAAAGCAAAGUAUUCGCAAACCCCUGCAUGUUAAACAAUGAACAUUGCAAUGACAAUAAAAUCUGGCAACAAACACGUAUGGAUGAAUGCAAAACUGAACCAACCCAAAUUGCAUUAAAUACCGAAUGUGAAAAACCAUGCACUUUUGAAUAUAACCCAGUUUGUGGAUUCAAUGGAUUUACUCAUGAAGUUUUCCCAAAUAUGUGUGGUUUAGAAAAUGCUCAUUGUAAAGAUGGAAAGAAAUGGUCCGCAACACCUUUCACAGAAUGUAUUGAAUUUGCAUCUGUAGAUGAAGAAAAGACACACAACUGUGCAAGACCUUGUAAUAAAAUGUACAAACCAGUUUGUGGAACUAACGGACAACAAUAUAAAAUCUUCAAUAAUGAAUGUGAAAUGAAAAAUUUUGACUGUCUCGACAAUCAUGAAUGGAAAGUCGCUGCUAUGGAACUAUGUGAAGGACCAAAAGAAAUAAAAGAAGAUUGUGUGGUAAUAUGCCCACGCAUCUAUGCUCCAGUAUGCGGAUCUGAUGGACAAACUUAUAAAGUUUUUGAUAAUUUGUGCUUGUUAGAAGGAGAACACAAAUGUGACGGUCAUAACUGGAAACAAAUUCCAUUCUCUUUAUGUGAAAAUCCAGUUCCAUUAUCUGUUUCCCCAAAAAAAGAUUGCCCAAUGAUCUGUCCAUUGAAUUAUCUUCCAAUUUGUGCUUUCAAUGGGAAAACUCAACAUACAUUCAGCAAUGAAUGUGAAUUACAGGCCUUCAAUUGCCAAAACAACGAACACUUUGUUGCAACAUUCAUGGGUGAAUGUGCAGUUCCAGUUGCUGAACCAAAGAAAAAUUGCCUCAAAGUCUGCCCAGCAAUCUAUGCUCCAGUAUGUGCUUUCAACGGAAAAACUGAACAAACAUUUAGCAAUGAAUGCCAAUUACAAGCAUUUAAUUGUGAAAAUGAUGAGCACUUUGUUAAAACUUUUGCCGGCCAAUGUGAAACAAAAGCCGUUCCUGUUGCACCGAAAGCUGAUUGCCCAAUGAUUUGCCCAUAUAUUUAUGCACCAGUUUGUGCUAGCAAUGGCAAAACUUUCCAAACUUUUGCUAGUGAAUGUCAAUUGAAAGCCUCAAAUUGUCAAAGAGGUGAACAUUUCAUUGAACAAUUUAAAGGUGAAUGUGGAGAUAUUCAAAUUGAAGAAUUACCUGCUGAUGGAGAAGUUUUUGCUUGCCCUGAUAAUUAUGCUCCAGAGUGCGGAUUUGAUGGUGUUAACUACAAAGUUUUUGCUAAUGAAUGUAUGAUGAAUGGCUACAACCGCUCCCACAAAGCAGCAACUUUCGUACAUGUCGAAUUAAGUUUCUGCGAAAGCUUAUUAAACUUCUAAAGUAACAGAACUUCAGUUAUAUUGUUGUACUUGUUCCGAUUACCAAGGACAAAUGAUUUCGGUUAACAGAUUGAAUUCAACAUUUUAGUUGGAUUUGGUCGAAAUUAAAAUUUUUAAAUUCAAUAAAUCAAAUAUAAAAAGCAUA